CACCCGCCUCACGCGGCUUCCACACACAGCCGCAGCCGUCGUUCCUCACGUCAUCCGGUUCAGACAGACUGCGAGCGAGCGAACGAGCGAGAGAGAAAAAGAAAGAGAGAGAGAAAGAAACAAGGGGUGGUGCGUCGCGGUGCGGCGCACGAGACGACGACGACACGAGACGAGCCGCUCGCUCCUCUCGGUCGGCUCGGUCGUAUCGGAGCGGAGCGGAAAGCGCAAAGCCCACACCACACCACAUACUACCAGCUUACUCGCACGCUCGCUCGCAAUAACUCUAAACUCGAGGCAAGAUGGCGGCCGCGGCGGCGGAGGCCCCAUCCGCGCACCUCGCGCUCGCCACGGGCGACAAGAUCCUCGUGACCGUCGAAUCCGCGCUGCCCGACAUCCUCGUGGUAUCUUUCGUCCAUGGCGCCAAGUGCUUCCAAGGUGCGCUUCUCGACGCCACUAAUAGGGGCCUUCCCUGUGGUGUUCAGCCACCGGAACCGGUGUCGGAUCCCGAUGGCGACAAAUUGGCGACGAUCGCGGCGCGAUUCAGCUACUUUCAGGAGAAGAAGAACGCGUCGUUGUCGUCGGCGACCACCGUUGUCGCCAAGGUCGACCUCCGUAGGAGCAUCAAUCCGCCCGCUAGGUACAAGAACGCGAGGCCUACGGUGAGAUUAAGGCCUCGCCAGGUGCUCUGCAGCAAGUGUCGGUCGAUCUGCAACGAGAAUAGCGAGAACGUUGACGUCAGCAGGAAGCGGAAGCAUGAGGACGUGCAGCAGCAACAGCAAUCGCAACAGCUGAUCCCGGGGUCUACGAGAAGAAGCGACCGACGUUGCGGUCAGCAACCGCAAAAGACUCAGCGAACGCUGUUGUCGGAAUGCCGGACGGAAAGCACGUUCUCUAAUCAAGCAACGACGAAGACGACAAGUUCGACCGAUUCAUCGAAGCUAGGAGCGACGCUGAUUCCGAAACUGUCGAGACUGCAGCCCAAUCAGAUCAACACGGUGCAGGGAUCUGGACAGUUACCUGAUAAGGUGAAGGUCGCGGCGAGCGCGCAAUCUUCGCAUUGGCCUGUCAGAAACGAAGAGGAAGCGUCCUUAAGAAAUGUACUCACGUCGUCACAGCAACGGGUAGAGUCUACUGUCGACUGCGACAAUAAUCCCUCAACGGCUUAUUGCGCUACGCCGAGAAGACUUAGUAGUUCGUCGGUGGAAAGUGCGAAGAUUCCCGAGGAAGAGGAUAAGAAAACCUUUGCGGCUGCAGACUCCACGAUGAGACUGAGAACCGGCAGAGUGCCGAGAAAGAAGCGUUCGGUAGGUUCGAUGGAGGAUCUCUGGGAUGAGUCGGUGUUUGAGGAUCCUACAAGGACCGCCAGGACUACACCGGUGAUCAAGAUCUCGUUUGGUGCCCAAGGCGAAGGGACUGUUCUCAAAAUACCAGCAAAACCUCAGGAUCCGGAUGCGUACGAGCAGGAAACAGACGAUGCCGACGACAUUCAACAAGAGAGAGAUCUUCUGGAACUGCCUAGAUCCUUCGGCGAUGAUUAUGACGGCGAGGAAGAUGGGCAGGAACAAGUAGAUCCUCAGAAACAAGGUGGUGUGGUGAAGGAUGCUAGCGCGAAGGCAGCGAAACGAGCCCUAAAGAAGGCUAAGAAAGAGGCUAGAAGAAAGAUGUUAGGCGGUGUGUCGCCAGCGAGAUCGCCUUGCAACGGAUCGCCGAGAUACAACCCCACGUACGACCCUCUCUCAUAUCACCGUCGAAAGCACAAGGUAAAGCAUAAAAAGAAGCAUAAGGAAGGUAGAAAGCACAAGAGUCAGCAACAGCAACAACAACAAGAACAACAGGAACAAUUGCAAUCUGAGCAAUCUUGUUUGGAUUCUGCGGAGCAUCGAGAGCAACAGGAACAACAACCGCAGCAACAUAACUGGAAUGUCUUGCCAGGUGGCGGUGAAUCCUAUAGAGCCAUCAAAGAACAGUGCCUAAAACAGAAGCUGUCGAUAUCCCUGAAGAGGCUGAAUACGAAUGCGUACGCGCGUUGCGAUUAUCCUGUGAGCAACGCGUCUUCUGGCUUCAAGAGUUCCGGUGGAAGUAGUGACGAAUUAAGCGAACACGAACCGGAAGUGGAGACCGCGCCGGAUUUUCCACCCCAUCAGUCGCAUCCUCUGGUCAUGCGUCUGGCCGCUACCUCUGUGGCUCACUGCCUUACGGCUAGUGGCAGACGGAUGGAUGUUGGCGACGUUGUAUGGGGCAAAAUCCAUGGUUUUCCUUGGUGGCCCGGCAAGGUUUUAAGUAUUACAGUAUCUUGUAAGGAAGAUGGUACUUCAUCAGGUCCUCAAGCUCACGUAGCUUGGUAUGGGUCAUCAACAAGUUCAUUGAUGUCCUGUGAUCAGUUAAGUCCCUUUCUGGAAACCUUCAAGACGCGGUAUAACAAGAAAAAACGCGGUCCCUACAAAGAGGCGAUACGACAGGCUCAAAACGAAGCCCGAAGUCAAAUCACGCCUAACUCAACUAGCAGUGUAUUAAACGUUUGCGGUUCGCCCCGCGAAGUCAACGUCCUUUCCUAAGGGAAGUUCUCCAACAACCAUUCCUUAUUAAUAAACAUUCGUCGGCAUGAUGAGUGAAAGUGCUCAUGGCACGAGAGUCGAUCGAUAACAUCUUCGAACUUAAUAGUUUUAUUGAUUUAUGUUUCUCGCACAAUAUUUUAUUUUUAUAUUA
Molecule: messenger RNA, 2706 nt
Organism: Pogonomyrmex barbatus (red harvester ant)
Lineage: Eukaryota; Metazoa; Arthropoda; Insecta; Hymenoptera; Formicidae
Cellular component (GO): nucleus; chromocenter
Molecular function (GO): chromatin binding
Source: RefSeq, a predicted model, not a curated record